GAGAGAGAGAGAGAGAGAGAGAAAAGUGGGAAAGAUCAAAUAUCAUCCAAUCUUGAAGACCUAAAAAGAGAGAGAAAGACUGGUAAAAUGGCUGUAAGCUCAACGGUUUUGUCGUGCCCGAAGAUGUUCGGAAGACGCCGGUCGGUGGCGGUGGAGAUGAGAACAAUACGGUGGGGAGUUAAGUGCCAGUUGUCACCCGUAAAACCCUCCAAAUAUUCAUCUAAAAUAACUACCGAUGUUCAACUGCACGAGUCUCCUCUGGCGUUGUUCGAUGAGUAUUUGGAGGAUAAGUCGAGGCUUUUCAAAGCAAUGUUUCCUGAUAAACCCAAAAGCUAUAGGCUUAACGAGGAAGAAUGGAGAAUCCAAAUGUUGCCAAUAAAAUUUCUCUUCCUCACUGCGUGGCCAGUGGUGGUCAUGCGGAUCCGAUGCAAAUCCAACGGUCAGGAUUACCCGCCUGAUGUACCUCUAGACAUAACCAAAGUCCUUGAGCUUAACAUGAUGAAAUGGGAGCUUCAAGGGCUUGACCGGGUCAUGGAGCCGUCUGAUUUCACUCUUGGAGUUCAAGGAGCACUGUACCCAGACCGAGGCGGAAGGCACACAAGGCUCAAAGGUCGACUAGAGAUGAACAUUAGCUUCGUGCUUCCUUCGGUUCUCAUGCUUGUACCAGAGGAUGUUAGGAGAAACGUUGCCAAUGCGGUUUUAAAUGGUUUGGUGGAUAAUAUGAAGCAUAAGGUUAUUGAGAGCUUGCUCGCUGAUUAUAAUAGGUUUAAGAAUGAAAGAAGAACACAUCAUUAGUUUUUAAUCUCAAGACUAAAGCUUUAAUGGUUUGAAUGUAAUUUAUGCCAUGUUGGACAGAACUUGGGUUCACCCCCUAAGGUGAAUCUUAUA
Molecule: messenger RNA, 888 nt
Organism: Brassica oleracea var. oleracea
Lineage: Eukaryota; Viridiplantae; Streptophyta; Magnoliopsida; Brassicales; Brassicaceae
Exons: 5
Coding region: 88-795 (235 amino acids)
Source: RefSeq, a predicted model, not a curated record